Linepithema humile (Argentine ant) is the source of this 1017-nucleotide messenger RNA. It is a transcript of the gene narya, whose product is annotated as narya. Gene Ontology annotation, biological process: protein sumoylation; reciprocal meiotic recombination; homologous chromosome pairing at meiosis. The record is from RefSeq and is a predicted model, not a curated record. Gene Ontology annotation, molecular function: SUMO transferase activity. NCBI's taxonomy places the organism in Eukaryota, Metazoa, Arthropoda, Insecta, Hymenoptera, Formicidae. Gene Ontology annotation, cellular component: synaptonemal complex.
UCUUGUUUCUUGCGUCUCAAAUCUGACAUCACUGCUCUCGCUUGUGCGGCUCGGAAACCGUGGACCGCUAUUUACAAUAUCGCAUCAUCUGGCGCCGCCAUUGAAUAAUUUUAUUCGCUGUUUACGAACAUUCUGUCAUUCAAAAAGAUAGCGUUCGAUCAAUUAAAUUAAAUUGAUUACCAUUUCAGACAUGGAGACGUUAAUUUGCAAUAAGUGCUUUAUUCCAAUAUUCCGAGGAAAACAGCCGCACUACAUUACACAGUGUGGCCAUAUAUCUUGUCAGAGUUGUUUGCAACAAGUAGAGAAACAAUGUCCGCAAUGCGAGUUUGUUGGUCCUAUAACCAUACCACUGAAGGAGCCGUUGAUGCCCAAGGUGGCUCCAUUCUUCAUGUCUUUCACUGAAAGUUUGGAAACGUUGUUGAAAGUGGAUAUGUUCCGCAAAAAUCAAAUGAAAAUAACAAUGCAGCGUUUUCGCGAAGUUGAUAAGAAAUACGAGGCAUUGAAGACUCACUUUUUUAUGGAGCGACGAAGAUUAAAAAUGCUGAACGAUAAAUUAAAAAUGUUGAGCGAUAAAUAUAUGAAUCUAAAGGCUGAGAAAGAGAAGCUCAGUAAAAAGCUUUCUGAGAUGGAUAAUCAACGAGCUACGUUUUAUGCAAAGACACCAGCAGAUUCCGCUAUUUUUACACAUUCAUCAAGUUCAAAAUAUUCUACGGAAUCGUUAGAUUUUUUGAAAUCCAUUGAUAUGACACCUGUAAAUUUAGUUGAGCCAAGGAAAGAAUAUAAAACAAUUGAUGGUUUUCGUGAUUUUCGUGUACCUAAUAAUCGCAAACCACCAACAUCAGUGAAUUCCCGUCUCUCAAUGAAUACCAGUUCAAUCUGCAGUUUUAUGAAAUAAGGUAUUUCUUUACCUUUGUUUCUUCUUCAUAAUUAUGUUAUAUUAUAAAUUUAUCAUAUUAUCUUAAUUAAGUUAUAUGCGAUAGAAAACCUAAAUGUAAAUUUAAUUUAUAACCAAAAAAU